GCUGCGAUACAGCUCCUCCCUCUUGUGUGUGUCUUUCCUCACUAAACAUCCUUGGACGUGGACAGUUUCACUGAAGAGCACUUUCCUCUCUGAAAUAACCGGAGCGUGAAUCCAAGCGACAGUUUUUUUUGUUUUUCGUUUCUGACAGAAAGGUGUCGCAGAAGGACUCCAACGGGCAAUCAUCCCCCAAAUCUCUGUCAGCGAUGGAGACUUGGACUGGCUUCUGCCCAGGCUUCCACUUAUCUCUGGGUGUGUGGCUGUUGAUCGCCGCUAACACCUUCCAAAGCACCAAGGCGGAGAUACGUUGUGCAUCUUGCCCGUCACCAGUUCAACUUCACUCGGGUGAACUGCGCGCGAAAGCCACAGACGACCCAAGCGUCCUUAAAAACAUCCGAGUGGAGUUUAGGGAAGUCGGGAUGGUUCACCAAAAUGCUCGAAUGAACAGCAGCCGGAAGAUUGUGCAUGAGUUUAAGAAGAAGUCCACUGUGAAAAGUGGGGCUAAAGGAGAGUCUGUGUUUGCGCAUCAGAGAGCGAAGAGAAGCGGCUCUGAUUUUGCAGAGUUUACACUGGCCGGCCAACCAGGCCGAAAUUCGGGCACCUCUGUGGAUGAGCUCAGGUCUUCUGGACAGUUCAGAAGGAACAGGGACGACUGGAGAGGAAAUAACCGACAGGAUGAGCCAAAACUCACCAGCAGCACUUUCGCUUUGACUGGGGACUCUGCGCACAACCACGCUGUGGUCUACUGGUCUGGACUAAACAGCAGCGUUAUCCUGAUUCUCACCAAGCUGUAUGACUUUCACAUUGGCAGCGUCACUGAGAGCACUCUUUGGAGGUCUACUGACUACGGCUCUACGUAUGAGAGAAUGAAUGACAAAGUUGGAUCGAAGACUGUUCUGAGUUACCUUUAUGUCUGUCCGACCAACAAGAGAAAGAUUAUGGUACUGACUGAUCCAGAGUUUGAGAGCAGCGUGCUAAUCAGCACUGAUGAAGGAGCCAGUUUCCAGAAGUACCGCCUCACUUUCUACAUUCUGAGCCUUCUGUUCCACCCCACUGAAGAGGACUGGGCCUUAGCCUACAGUCACGACCAGAAGCUGUACAGCUCAUUAGACUUUGGGAGAAAAUGGCAGCUUGUCCAUGAACACGUCACCCCGACAAGAUUCUACUGGUCUGUGUCGGGUCUAGACAAGGAGCCAGAUCUUGUUCACAUGGAAGCCCACACCCCAGAUGGAAGUGUGCAGUAUGUCACAUGCAGAGUGCAGAUUUGCACAGAAGCCAAUAGGAACUAUCCCUUUUCAGGAUACAUUGACAUCAGCUCAUUGGUGGUUCAGGAUGACUACAUCUUCAUACAGGUGCCCACAUCAGGAAGAGCCACAUAUUAUGUUUCCUACAAGAGAGAUGUAUUCAUCCAAAUCAAACUUCCAAAGUAUUCCCUGCCAAAGGAUUUACACAUUGUCAGCACGGAUGAGAAGCAGGUAUUUGCAGCAGUGCAGGAGUGGAACCAGAAUGACACCUAUAACCUCUACCUGUCUGACACGAGCGGGAUCUACUUCACCUUGGCCAUGGAAAAUGUUAAGACCACACGGGGCAUAGGAGGAAACCAGAUGCUGGAUUUGUAUGAGGUGGCAGGCAUUAGAGGCAUGUUGAUUGCCAACAAACGGCAAGACAACCAAGUGAAGACCUUUAUCACCUACAACAAAGGCAGAGAUUGGAGGCUCCUGCAAGCUCCCACUACUGACCUGGAUGGAAAUGAAAUCCAUUGCAUUCUGCCUUUUUGUUCACUCCAUCUCCAACUACAAACUUCAGAGAACCCCUACUUAUCAGGCGCAAUCUCCACCAAAAGCUCUGCACCGGGGAUCAUUGUUGCUACAGGGAAUAUUGGAGCUGAGUUGUCCUACAACAAUGUUGGCAUGUAUAUAUCAUCUGAUGCUGGAAACAGCUGGAGACAGAUUUUUGAAGAGGAGCAUAAUGUUUGGUUUCUGGACAAAGGAGGAGCCCUUGUUGCUGUGAAACAACCAUCUGUGCCAACUAAACACUUAUGGGUCAGCUUUGACGAAGGGAGGCAAUGGACCCAACACAGCUUUUCAUCUGUGCCUCUGUUUGUGGACGGCGUUUUGGUGGAAGCUGGGGCAGAGAACCAGAUUAUGACCUUUUUUGGACACUUUAGUCACCGCUCUGAAUGGCAGCUCAUAAAGAUAGACUAUAAGUCCGUCUUCAGUAGGAAAUGCACUGAGGAGGAUUAUCAAACUUGGCACUUGCACAAUCAGGGUGAGCCAUGUGUUAUGGGACAAAAACAGAUUUACAUCAAACGCAGACCAGGGAACUACUGCAUGCUGGGUAAAGAUUAUUCUGGAAUCCUCUCUGCAGAGUCUUGCAUUUGCCGAGCCCAUGAUUUUGAAUGUGACUAUGGGUACGAGCGGCGAAGCAAUGGGAACUGCAGGCCCGCCUUCUGGUUCAGUCCCUCCUCCAUCACCAAAAGCUGCCGUCUGAGUCAAAGCUAUCUCAACAGCACAGGAUACCGUAAAGUGGUGUUAAAUAAUUGCACCAAAGGAGUAAAAGAACUGUACACAGCUAGAAAGCAACAGUGCCCAAAGAGACCUCCGAAGGGACUUCUGCUGACCACCAAAGAUGAUAAACUGGCUGCCAACCUGGGCACUAAUGUCACCUUCCUGGUUCAUCUGGAUGAGGGUGAUUCUAUACAAACCAACAUCCAACUAGACUUUGGUGAUGGCAUAGCUGUGUCCUAUUCCAACCUCAGUUGGGCCGAAGAGGGGAUCAAACACGUAUACAAGUCUGCCGGAAUAUUUCGUGUCACAGCCCUGGCAGAAAACUCCCUCGGUUAUGACGCAACAACACUUUAUCUGCAUAUCACUUGUCCUGUGGAAAAUGUGCAGCUUCUUGCCCCCUUUGUGGUCGUAAGAAACAAGGAAGUCAACAUCUCAGCAGUUGUCUUACCCAAUCACCCACGCACAGUCACCUUCUUCUGGUGGCUUGGCAACAACACUGAGCCAGUGGUCUCAUUGGAUGGGAGUGUCGCAUACACCUUUCCCAAUGAGGGAAUGUAUCCUGUCACAAUUCAAGUGGCAGCAGCAAACAUCAUCUUUCAAGAUACCAAAACCAUAGCGGUCAGAGAAUUCUUCAAAUCUCUACUUUUAUCAUUCUCACCAAAUCUGGACGAGUUCAACCCUGAUUUACCUGAGUGGAGGCUGGAUGUGGGGAGAGUAAUUAAGAAGGCCGUUCUCCAAGUGGCUGAGUUCCCAGAAGAACAAGUUUUGGUAGCUGUGUUUCCUGGACUUCCAACUGCUGCUGAACUAUUCCUGUUACCGCACAAGAACCAGUCACAGGACAAGAAAAAGAGUGAGCAGGAGAUAGAACGGAUAUCUACCAUAAUUGUAAAUGCACUGAAUCAAAAUCUGGUGGAGUUUGAGCUGAAGCCUGGCGUAAGGGUGAUCGUAUACAACACACAGCUAACACUGGCCCCCUUGGUGGACUCUAACCCGCGACACAGUAGCUCAGCUAUGCUGAUGCUCUUAUCAGUGGUGUUCCUUGGCCUGGCAGUGUUUCUCAUCUACAAAUUCAAGAGAAAAAUACCUUGGAUAAACAUAUAUGCAGAGGUGAACCAAGAGAAAGAGCAGGAGAUGAUUAGCUCAGUGGGCCAAGGUGACGGCACACCGAAAAUAACACUGAGUGAGUUCUCCUCGUCUAAAGAACUCAUGGAGAAAGAGCUGGAUGCAAGAGUCAAAAGGGGAGCCGCACAUGCCGGUGAGAGCACAAGGGAGAUUCCGAACUGUACGAGUGUGUAAAGCGUUCAGCAUUCUCGUGUCGGGGGGGGGGGUCUCUCCUUCAGUUGUGUAAUUCUCAACACGACUGCUGUUAAUAGUUUUCUAAGGGACCUCAUUUUUACAGCCUAGCAUGGAUGUUUUGUUCCACAACAUCCAUGCCGCAAACCAAUGUAUUCCAUGAGAUUAUUGUAAAUACUGACAAAAACUAGUCAAUUUUGUGGGUGUUUCAGCUACGUAACAGUUGUCAGGUUGGAAAACACUUUGCUUUAGAAACCAUUUCUGUUUUUUAAACAGGAAAUAUUGCUGAAAAUAUACAGCGCUAGCACGUGUCCUGUAUAUAUUGUAGCUUUCUAAAAGCUCAUACUCUUCAGUAACAUAGCAAAGAAAGGUCAAUGGUCUGUUGUGUUAAAAAAAAAAGAAAAAAAAAUCAAAACCCUUAAGAAAUCGGAAUUGUUGUCAUAGGGUCGUUGACUGGUGCAUGUUCCGAAUGAGGAUUCAAUUUCUGUGUUGUAGAUAAGGAACUAUUGUAAAUAGUUAUUUUCAUAGUCAUUCCAAAAGUCACACUGGCCUAUUUCAAGACUCAUCAUCCGCAGCGGGUU
Molecule: messenger RNA, 4378 nt
Organism: Dunckerocampus dactyliophorus (ringed pipefish)
Lineage: Eukaryota; Metazoa; Chordata; Actinopteri; Syngnathiformes; Syngnathidae
Product: VPS10 domain-containing receptor SorCS3-like
Exons: 27
Coding region: 204-3800 (1198 amino acids)
Cellular component (GO): membrane
Molecular function (GO): protein binding
Source: RefSeq, a predicted model, not a curated record